Messenger RNA from Serinus canaria (Common canary), 2900 nucleotides. RefSeq names its product cytosolic phospholipase A2 epsilon-like. Gene Ontology annotation, biological process: glycerophospholipid catabolic process. Gene Ontology annotation, molecular function: calcium-dependent phospholipid binding; calcium ion binding. Bases 123 to 2561 code for a protein of 812 amino acids. Gene Ontology annotation, cellular component: cytosol. The record is from RefSeq and is a predicted model, not a curated record. Lineage: Eukaryota; Metazoa; Chordata; Aves; Passeriformes; Fringillidae. The transcript has 21 exons.
UGGGGCAGGAGAGCCUCGUCAUAAAAUCCCUAUUCCUCCACCCCUAACCUGCAUGAGGAGUUCCUGCCAGCCAUACGACUCAGUAACCUUUAACACUGGACUUACAUGCAACUGGGGCUGCAAUGGGAUCAAAUUUAAGUACAAGUGAGACUUUUACGAGCACCUCAGCACCAGCGGUGAGAACGGCACCAGUAUCUCCCUUCAACUUGCUCACUGUAAAAAUACUAAGAGUGAGGAAUGCCCGGAAGGCAGACUUCCUCACCCUCUCAGACUGCUAUGUGACACUGUGGCUGCCCACUGCCUCCGCAGAGAAGGUUCGGACCAGGACCAUCAGGAACAGCAAAAACCCUGUUUGGAAUGAAGCUUUCUGCUACAAGAUUGACCGCCGUGUCAAGAACGUGCUGGAGCUGAAGGUGUGUGACGAAGACACGGUCACCAGGGAUGAUGAACUCUGCACGGUUCUCUUUGACAUAGACAAGCUCACUGUGGGGCGUACUGUCCGUGUGAAGUUCCAGCUGAAUCCACAGGCACGUGAGGAGCUGGAGGUGGAGUUCACAUUGCAGAACACUCUGGAUUAUCCUGAUGGCAUUAUUACAAAUGGAGUACUAGUGGCACGUGAGGUUUCCUGUUUGGAGGUUAGAGUGGAUACAGGGAAGCUGAAGCAGCAAUCCACAAACCCAGAGCUUACAUUUACAGUGAAAGGAUCACAUGAAGGAAGCCAGAAGAUUUUGCUGGACUCUGGCCCCAGCCUUCAUAUAAUCAUAUUCCACUGCAUCAUAAAUGACCAGACAAGACUGGAUAUCAUAUUACCAGAAGAGCUGACUGGUGGAAAUGAAACAGAGAAAUCUGGGGUCCUUUCUUUCCCCCUGAAUUCACUCCCUUUGCAGAAAGAAAUAAUACUAGAGGAGGAUAAUUCCUUUCACUUGUGCUUGACAGCGAGAAAAUGCUCAGGAGAUCUGGAUGUGCGCUUGGGGUUUAGCCUGUGCAUGGAGGAACAGAACUUCCUGCGGAAAAGGAAGAAAUAUGUUGCUGCUGCUCUGAAAAAGAUUCUUAAUUUGGAAGAGGAUCUGAAAGAGCAUGAGGUGCCUGUGGUGGCCAUCACGACAACCGGGGGAGGAACGAGGUCACUCACAGCGAUGUAUGGCAGCCUGCUGGGCCUCCAGAAACUCAACCUCCUGGACUGCAUUUCCUACAUCGGGGGUUUAUCGGGUACCACAUGGACCAUGGCAAACUUAUAUGAAGAUGCUAAUUGGUCACAAAAAUAUCUGGAGGAUGCAAUCAAGGAAGCUCGCAAGCAAGUAACCAAAUCUAAGAUCUGCUGUUUUUCUUUGGAUUGUCUGAAGUACUAUUACAAUGACCUGAUGGAGAGGACUAAAGAAGGACAUAACACUUCUUUCAUAGACCUUUGGGGUCUUGUCAUUGAAUCCAUGCUACAUGAUAAGAAAGACGAGCACAGACUCUCGGACCAGCGUCAGGCAGUGGAUAACGGCCAGAACCCACUGCCCAUCUAUGUGGCCAUCAACCUCAAGUCCAACUACAGUGCCCAGGCAUUCAGAGAGUGGCUGGAGUUCACUCCUUAUGAAGUUGGUCUGCUGAAAUACGGAGCAUCUAUUCGCGCAGAACACUUUGGAAGUCAAUUCUUUAUGGGAAGGAUGGUGAAGAAGCUCUCAGAGACUCGGAUCUGCUAUAUGCAAGGCAUGUGGAGCAGUAUAUUUUCCAUAGAUGUGAUGUAUGUCUGGAAUUUGGCUGCUGAUUCAGAAGAUUUCUGGUGCAGAUGGACCAGAGACAGAGUAAAAGAUAUAGCAGAAGAGCCCUUUCUGUCUGUGAAUCCCUAUGAAGUAGACACGUGUCUAUUCACUCCCUCGAGUGUCUUCUCCUCCACUCUGCGAGAUGUCUUAACAGGACGUCCAACCAUUGCACAGUAUCCCAAUUUUAUCAGAGGCUUCCAGCUGCAUAACAAGUACCUGGAGAGUGAAGGAUUUUCUACCUGGAAAGACACAGUGAUAGACUCCUUCCCAAAUAAACUGAUGGAAACAGCAGACAAUGAGCUCUCCCUGGUUGAUACUGGCUUUUUCAUUAAUACCAGCUACCCACCUCUCUUGAGGUCGAAGAGAGAGGUCGAUGUCAUCCUCCAUUUGAAUUACAGCGGAGGGUCCCAAACACUGCCUCUGGAUCAGAUUGCAAAGUACUUUUCGGAGCAAGAAAUUCCAUUUCCCAAAAUUGAGAUAAGUGAGGAAGACAGGGAAAACUUGAAGGAGUGCUAUGUGUUUGAAGAAGCUGACAGUCCACAAGCUCCAACAGUGCUUUUCUUUCCCCUAGUAAAUGAUACCUUCAAGAAAUAUAAAGCUCCUGGUGUGGAAAGGAGUCCUGAAGAGAUGGCUGAAGGCAAAGUUGAUGUCUCCAGCAUCCUCUCCCCCUUUACAACAAGAGAGGUGUGUUUCAGUGAAGAGAAUUUUGACAAACUGGUGAAACUGACAGAUUACAACGUCCUGAACAACGAGAAGUUGAUUAUUCAGGCCUUGCGCUUGGCAGUGGCACGGAGGAAGCAGAGGAAUUAUUAGCCACCACACGCUAUCUUCAGUCUUUCAUGUGGUAUUUCUUGGGUUGUCUAUGGCUUGCUGAGGUCGAGAUGUUUGAUUCUUAUCAGGGAUACUUGCAGUGGAAAUCACAUCAUCCUAAGGACAUUCUGGACUCCACCCUAUUUGCAUGGGUCUUCAGACAAACACAUUGGAAUUUACCAAUGGUUUAAUCCAAAACAAACUUCAAAGAAAUAAAUUUGUUCUUAGUUUUGUUACCAAGUUUCUUUACUAAUUGUUAUAUAUAUUCAAUAUAAAUUAUUAUAAUGUUGUGGAAGAUAAUGAUGAAUUAUGUGGCACAUUAAAAUUUGUAUCAAAAUAGUA